Messenger RNA from Stomoxys calcitrans (stable fly), 3343 nucleotides. RefSeq names its product CCAAT/enhancer-binding protein zeta (gene Noc1). NCBI's taxonomy places the organism in Eukaryota, Metazoa, Arthropoda, Insecta, Diptera, Muscidae. The transcript has 6 exons. Gene Ontology annotation, cellular component: nucleus. Bases 63 to 3065 code for a protein of 1000 amino acids. The record is from RefSeq and is a predicted model, not a curated record.
GUUUAAAUGCACGUGGGAACUGUCGAUGUGUUUUUGUUUUGAUAUCACAUUAAAAAUAAAAUAUGGUUUUAAUUAAUAACUAUGCGGCAGAAAUGCCAAAAAAUAAAAAGAUUAUUUUUGACGAUGAAGGAGAUGUGGCUACCGAAGACAAAGUAGUUAAAAAGAAAAAGGACAAAUCGACAAAUGCUCUCAGAAGUGAUGAUGAUAGGGCUACACCCAAAAGCAAAGUCAAAAAGGAAAAGGGGAGCCUUCAAAACGGGUUUCCGCAUCAAAGGGUUGCUGAUGAAGAUGAAUCGGAGAAGCCAAAGAAAUGGUUUGAGGUGUAUUCGCAAUUUCCAACAAAUGAGGACAUUCUAGACAUGAAAGACAGUGAGCAAAUGGAACUAUACAAUUUGUGUCGCAGUUCAUACGAUCAAGAGAAAUCAUCAUUUAACAAAAAAAAUCCAUCGGAUGCUAGAUGGCUGCAGACCGCCCUACACAAAGGUACUGCAAAGGAUCGUGCAAAUGCUGGAGCUCUUUUAGUAACAAGUAAUCCUUUGGGAAAUCUGGAGUCACUUUCAACUCUGAUUGGAUUUACAAAAGUAUCCAACAAAUCUUGCGUGGAGGUUAUAGCAACAAUUACAGAUUUAUGGAAAGAAGUUCUAUUGCCCUCACAUCGUAAGUUAUACUCCAUUCAAAUGCGGUGCGCAGAUUGGAAGGCAGUUCGUAAAAAUACAGAUCUAACAAAGGAACAACAGAGAAAAAUAUUUGCGUAUUGGCACUUUGAAAAUGAGCUUAAAGAUCUCUACUUUGAAUUUCUCAAGAACUUGCAACAGGGUAUACAAACUGGCCAGGAAAACAAUAAAACCGCAGCAAUUGUUGCUGCUUCCCAACUGCUGGCAUUUGCCCCCGAAAAGGAACAAAUGCUUUUAACCAUGCUCAUCAAUAAACUUGGCGACCCCUUGCCAAAAAUAGCCUCAAAGGCGUUGCAUCAUUUAACAGAAGUGGCACAUAGACAUCCCAAUAUGUGCGGUGUGGUAGUCACUGAAGCAGAGAAACUUCUCUUCCGUAACAAUGUAUCCGAGCGUGCUCAACACUUUACUCUCUGCUUUCUUGCUAGCAUAGCUCCUGCUGGUAGGCCAGAGGUCUGUACCAAAUUGGUCAAUAUAUGCUUUGCCUUGUUUAAAGUCUUGGUGCAAAAGGGCACUGUCAACAGUCGCACUAUGCAGGCUAUUUUAAGAUGUUUACAAAAGGCCAUAGUCGACGCCAAGCCUGCAGAGGGCACCAAUGAAAUUUUAAGUAAGGACAUGCAAGACACGAUAUACCGUUUGGUCCAUUUAGCCGACAUACAAGUUUCCAUACAAACUCUGGGAUUACUGUUGCAAUUGGUGACUGUAAAAACGGAGAAAGGUGAUCGUUUUUAUAAUGCCCUUUACAAGAAGCUGUUAGACAUGAACUUAACAACUAUUGGCUCCAAGGCAGCCUCUCAGCUGCUGCACAUAGUGCAUCGAGCGAUAUUUAUUGAUUCACAUGUGCCUAGGGCUCAGGCUUUUAUAAAAAGGCUGCUGCAAUUAGCUUUGUAUGUUCCUUCAAAUAUGGCGGCUGGUUGUUUGAUAGUUAUUCAAAAAUUGUUGCAGACACGCAAAGAACUUUGCCUCGACAACACCAGUAAUGGGGAGCGUACGACACCCAUUACUCCCACAAUUCUCGCUUCAGAUGAAGAAAUGAAAAAGUUCGACAGCGACGGAGAGGAAAAAUAUGAAGAUGCCCCCGAAGAUGAUGAACAGGUAGAUGAAUGCAAGCAAAAUGACGAAAGUAAAUCGGUUCCAUCAUGGCAUCAUUCGAAAGUAUCUUCCAACAGCAAUACAGAGACCAAAACAAAAGAAUUGUUCGCAAGUAAAUACGACCCAUACCACCGAGUUCCGGACUUUGCAGGUGCAGAGUUUGUCUUAAAGAAUGAAUUACUGUUAAUGCGCAGCCAUUUUCACCCUACGGUGGAAGUUUUCGCCGAAAAUAUUUUAAAUAACAAACGCAUUGAUUAUUAUGGAGAUCCAUUAAAAGAUUUCGGUUUAGCACAUUUCUUGGAGAGAUUUUCAUUUAAAAAUCCCAAGAAAUUAGACAAAACUUCUGUCACCACACUGCCACAUAAAACUGCGUAUACCUCAUAUGGUACCCGUGGUAUGCCGGUCAAAUCGCUUACGAAAACCAAUUGCAGUGAAGAGGAGAUGUUUAUAUUCAACUACCUAGAACAGAAACGCAAACAAGUGGAAUUGUACCAGAAGACAAAGGACUCGAGAACGGACGCCGACGAAGAAGAUGAUGGCGAAAAAGUUCGCCAUGCCGAUGUUGACGAUGAUGAAUUCGAAGAAUACUUGGAUGGAUUUUUCGGUAAAAAAUCAAAGAAAUCGAAAGCAGGCAAAGAACAGGACAGCGAUGAUGAUGAUCUAGAUUUCCUUAAGGACCUUGGGGGAGAAUCAGCAAUGGAUGAAGAUAAACCUAAAAAGGCAAAAAGUAAAAAGAAACCAAUGGAGGAAGACGAUAAUGAGGAUAUUGAUGCAGACUGGGGUGAUGGUGAUGAUGACGAUGACGAUGACGAAGAAGGAAAUGUUGAUUUUGAGGCAAGUGAUGUUUCUGAUGACGAAGAGGGUUCUCUAGAUGUUGACGAAGACAACGAAGAAGAUGAUAACGAGAGUGAAGAAGAUCUUGAUGACAGUGGUUCAAUACCCGAGGAUUUGAGCGACAAUGAAAAUAUAUCUGGGAGCGAAAGCGAUGAUGAAGAUGAAAUGCUUCCGCCCAAAUCCAAGAAAUCUAAGAAAGAGCAUGGAUCAUUGGAUGAACGAGGAUUUGCUAAAAAAUUGAAACAUAGUACAGAUAUGAGUUCUUUGUUUGCUGCCGCUGAUGACUUUGCGGAAUUAUUAGAAGAAACGGGUAAAGUGAAAGGUCAAGGCACUUCAAAUGCCGUUUUCAAUCAGGACAAGUCUUCACAAAAACAAUUAAAAUGGGAAGAAAAACGUAGAUCAGGUUCAAAGAACUACACACAUAAAUCACAAAAGAGGGGCAAAGGAAAGUUUUCCAAAAGAAAAUAAAUUAUUUUUUUAUUUUUAGCUCAAAAAGAAAACCACAUUAAUUUAAUUAAAAAAAAAUUGGAAACUUGAAAAUUGUAUACUAGAAAUUGAAUAAAAAGAUAUAAUACAUACAGAAAGUUCAAAUCACCAAAUUUAGUUUCCACAUUGGCAGAGCAUAGAUCCAAUAAUGAAUUUCAAAAUAAAAUUCUUACAUUCUCACGUUUAAUCGACCUUUGUUAUAUAUUGAAAACAAAUAAAAUUGUUAAGCAUUUUGACCAAAAUCUCGGCCUGAGUAGUUA